AAGAAUGCAAAUGAAAAAAAUACAGGGAACUCGAGUUGUAAAAUGUCCUUGAAAUUUCGCCGUGCAGCCGCACUCCUUGGGUUGAAGGAGGUCGGCGACGAUGAGGAAUGGACGCUGUUAUGGACCGACUGUUCUGUGACAGUGGAAAAAGCCAUUGAAUUAAAGAGCUACCAGAAAAUCAAUCGCUUUCCUGGGAUGAACGAAAUCUGUCGGAAGGAUUUGCUGGCCAGGAACUUAAAUCAAAUGCUAAGGCAGUACCCAGAAGAUUACAACAUCUUCCCUAAAACCUGGUGUCUGCCAUCCGAAUACCCUGAUUUUGUGGAUUACUGUAGAGGCAAGAAACCCAAGAUCUUCAUCUGCAAGCCAAAUUCUAAAUGUCAGGGGCGAGGCAUCUUUUUGACUCGGAAGAUCAGAGACGUUAAGCCCAGGGAGGACAUGAUCUGCCAAGUCUACAUUCCAAAGCCCUUCAUUCUGGAUGGUUACAAGUUUGACCUCAGGCUCUACGUCUUGAUUACUUCCUGUGACCCUCUACGCGUCUACCUCUACAAUGAGGGCCUGAUUCGCUUUGCUACCACCAAGUACACUGAACCCACGGAAAAGAAUUUAGAUGACAUCUGCAUGCACCUCACCAACUACGCCAUCAACAAGAACAAGGAGAACUUCGUCCAGGAUGAAAACAGAGGCAGUAAAAGAAAGCUGUCUUCCUUUAACCGGUACAUGGAGAGCAACGCCUAUGACCUGGAGAGGCUGUGGAGCAGUAUUGAAGACGUGGUCAUCAAAACCAUCCUGUCCGCGUACCCGGCCCUGAAGCACAACUACAUCACCUGCUUCCCGAAGCACGUGUCCGGGAGCGCCUGCUUUCAGAUCCUCGGCUUUGACGUCCUGCUGGAUCACGCCUUGAAACCCUGGCUGCUGGAGGUUAACCAAUCCCCGAGCCUUACGACUGACUCCAAGCUCGAUCAAGAGGUGAAGGACAGUCUUCUUUAUGAUACACUCUGCAUGAUUAACCUCGCAGCUUGUGACCGGCGGAAAGUUAUGGAGGAAGAGAGGCAGCGAACGAACGAACGGCUGCUUAACAUCAGCCGGUCGCAGGAGUACAGGCUGAUGCGCAUGGAAAUUCAACAGAGGCAGGAGCAGAACGAAAUGUUUCUCAAAGGCCGGAGGUUCCCCGAGAAGGACCAACGAGGAGAGUCCCCAUUGCAGAAGAAUCCGACCCGGUUGGUCUUGGUGAUGCCGAAGUCACCAGAAGAGCCCCAGACAUCGCCAUCCUCCAUUCCCACCAGCCAAGUGCUAGAGGUUGUCCCUAGCCCAAGCCAGGCCGCAGGCUGCGGGGAGGAGAAUGUGGGCCCCAGCUCUGAGUUGUCUCCAGGCAGAGCAGAUGCCGAGCAGGAGCGGGCUUCCGAACAGAACGCCGACAGCUCAGAACACGGCUCGCCGCUCCGGAACCGAGCCCCAGCAGAGCAGGGAGAACCCGACCAGAGGCAGCGGCAGGCGGAGGUUCCCUCGAAGAUCGCUGCUGAAGUACAAGGCGGGACUGCUGGGAGCGGAGUGGAGAACCAGCCGGAGGCAACUGUCCAAGAGCUGGAAGCUCACUCUGGGGCCCAGGCAGUCGAGGAAGAGAGUCCGAGCCACCAGACGUCUUCCGAAACCAGCUCCCAGAUUUUAUCGGGGUCUCUGGACAAGGUUAACCAAGAUCUCCAAUUCCAACCAGAGACCUGUCUCCAGCCUCAGGCUCGAGCAGAGGCCCAAGACCAGAACCUGCGAGAGGCCCAAGACCAGAGCCUGCCAGAGGCCCAAGACCAGAGCCUGCGAGAGGCCCAAGACCAGAGCCAGCCAGAGGCCCAAGACCAGAGCCUGCGAGAGGCCCAAGACCAAGGACGGUUACCGGCCCAGGGGCUGCUCCAGAAGGAGUUCCAAGACCAGCCCCUCCAGGAACUCCAUCAUCAGCCUGAGAUGGAAGAAGGGGCUUGUGACAAGGUUCAUAAAGAGGUCUGUGAAUGUGGCCAAGCAGAGGCCCAACAUCAGGAUCGCGAUGAGGAUAGCCAGUCGGAGAUCUUAGACCUUGACCAGGAGAGCAUGGUUGUCGAGGAAACGGAACUAGCAGACACAUUGCCGGCUGAAGGGAUGGAGCCGAGUGGGCCCUUGGGGGAAUUCCACCCUGAGGCCCAGAGUCGGCCCGGGAGCCAAGAUGGCCCCGAGGCCCCUGCGCUCCCCCAGCAGGAGCAAAUGGCUACAAGAGAGAUGCCAGGCACAGCUGACAACCCGCAGGCCACCUCAUGGGUCAUCAACAAGUUGUCUAAGGCCCUGAAGAGUAACCGCAACCAAGUGGGCCCUGAAGAGGACGUAAGCUAUCCCAGACGGACUGAUGCUGCCAAGUGCGUUAAUGUCGCGGAGGAAAUUUCAGAUCUACCUCGGGAUCAGCGUGAUUCCUGUUGCAGCUGCUGGGGUUACAACAGGGUCCGCUGCGUGAGCUGGUUACGGGACGGCGCCGCGGAGCCCGGCUGCAGGAACCGGCCUGAGCACCAGCAAGGUCAAGCCACCUAGAGGUCUCCCAGUGCGUCUGCCCAUCCCGAGAGGGUGACCGCGGACAGAAGCAGAGGGAAGCCGUGCGUGUCCCCUGAGCCUCCACCUUGGCUUAAGCCAUUCCACAAAACCCAGGAUAGGACGAAGGGAUCUCAACAGUAACAACAGGUAACAAAAAAGUUUUCGCACGUUCCUGAGGGUGGGGAGUUCUCCUGUCCUGUUCUACGUCAGUGCCUCGUGCACAGGCACGGAGUCCAGCUCUCACUUCACGCCCUUCAUGUGCUAAUCCAGGAACCUGUCCGUGGGGCGCAGGGCCGAGGGAGCGGGUGCUGUUCUUGGAAACACAGAACAUGGAACAGUACGGGCCCCUCUGCUCAAGAUGUUGUGCCGACCUUUCAACCCGCUUCAAGAUGGUGGACGGCACGACGCUUUACGGUACCGGCAACCCGGGUUCAGUUCCCGCUGCUUCCUUGUGGGCUUGUAUCGGGGUGCAUUACACAGCAUCUACGCAGACGUGAGUUCACAGUUUGGUCGGCCCUACUGCGGUUCCCCAAGACGGACGUGAUGCGUGUGUCUUCAAAGUACGGAGAAGGGUUUGCUGAACUCUGGGAGAAAACAGAAUUCCACAAGACAGUGGUUGCGAGUGGUGACUUACAAAUAAAAAGACAAAAUCAGCAAAAGGCGUGGAUGUGAAACAUGAUCCCAGUGGAUAUCACUGAGCGCUUCUGUAAUCACCAGCUGUCAAGAAUUAAAUUCCCAGUUUACAAGUUAAAGUCAUCAAUGGUGAUCUAACUCCUGGACUAGCUGCAGACAUCCUUCUGAGGAGAUUUUCAUCAAAGGAAUAAAUACUACAAUUGUUGUAAAUACUGACUGACCAUAGUGUGGUGAACUACAUUUACUUGUCUGGACAUGCCCCCCCCCCCCUGCUGACUGCCCCUGUGGCUCCUCCCUCUGACCAUGGCUCCUCCCACGGACCCCGGUAUAAAGGUGAUUGGAGGCACAGACCCUUCCUCAGUCUCCAGGAUGUUUGUGAUGGUCACUUGCUGCUUGUGCUUUCUUCCAGCCAAUAAAAGCCUACCUUAACCCACAUCUCAGAGUUAGUGAUGGUGCAUCACAUAGAUUAUACAUUUAUAAUGAGUGCAGUGGCAAUUUCUACUCAU
Hypanus sabinus (Atlantic stingray) is the source of this 3683-nucleotide messenger RNA. RefSeq names its product tubulin polyglutamylase TTLL13-like. The record is from RefSeq and is a predicted model, not a curated record. Gene Ontology annotation, biological process: protein polyglutamylation; microtubule cytoskeleton organization. Gene Ontology annotation, molecular function: tubulin binding; tubulin-glutamic acid ligase activity. Bases 43 to 2544 code for a protein of 833 amino acids. The transcript has 15 exons. Gene Ontology annotation, cellular component: cilium. NCBI's taxonomy places the organism in Eukaryota, Metazoa, Chordata, Chondrichthyes, Myliobatiformes, Dasyatidae.